This is a messenger RNA of Prunus armeniaca (apricot), 201 nucleotides long. Lineage: Eukaryota; Viridiplantae; Streptophyta; Magnoliopsida; Rosales; Rosaceae. The record is from the annotation of a GenBank genome assembly.
AUGGAUGGUUGUGGAAUGAUCAACGUAUACAACCUCAGGAAGUUAGUGCAUAGAUGGACCAAACCUAAUAUUGGCUGUCUAAAGAUGAAUGUUGACGGCGCCUGGCAGCCCGGGAGUAGCGAGGGCGGCAUAGGCAUUGUUGUUCGCAAUGAAGAUGGCACGGGAAGGAGUGUUAUUGGCGGAGGAAAGGGGUUUGCGUAA